This is a messenger RNA of Porites evermanni, 420 nucleotides long. The record is from the annotation of a GenBank genome assembly. NCBI's taxonomy places the organism in Eukaryota, Metazoa, Cnidaria, Anthozoa, Scleractinia, Poritidae.
AUGGGGCAUCGCGACUGCAUAAAUCCAACAAAAAUGGCCGUUGAAGGAAGCUCCAUCUUUACUAGUACAGAGCAGAAAGGAGGCUCAGUAGAAAGUAAAGAUGUUCCGGAGGAAAGCAGUCCACCAGCCUCAAAUCCGACCACCCACUCUGGCAAAAAGAAGGCAGACGACAAGCCCGCAGAAAAGAGUUGCCGUAAGGGAAAACGACAGCGUCGAGAUGAGCCAGAACCGACUGGAUCUUUUGCAGGUGAAUUCCAGACAGCCAUUAUGGAAAUGUGGAAGCGUAGUAUUGAACAAGAUAACAAGAGAUUUGAACGUUCUGCUGAAAUGUUUCGCGAGGCCCAGAACAAGCAAAUGGAUCAAACAAAUGCUAUACUUACAGGUUUUAAAGACAUUUUCAAAGACUUGCUGUCAAAGUAG